This is a messenger RNA of Amoebophrya sp. A120, 3729 nucleotides long. NCBI's taxonomy places the organism in Eukaryota, Dinophyceae, Syndiniales, Amoebophryaceae. The record is from the annotation of a GenBank genome assembly.
UAUUUCACUUCCAGUUCCUGUUUUUCUGAACGCUAUCAACUACCCCUUCGUGAAAUGAUCAUUGGCUUUCUUUUCUAGUUUUUCGCAACUACUAGCGAUUAUUCUUCUCUCUACCUUUAAGUAUUUUUUUGGGCCAUUUAGGUCUCGCGGAACAUGAUCGUAUUUUCGAGGAAGAAGCCACGUGAUAUGUUGUAGUACCACUCCUGAAAGCUUCGUCAGACGACUGAAGAUGUUUCAAGGUUUCGCGAGUGCUUUUGGUACAUCGGUGCCGAGCUUCACCGGUACUGCGUCGGGUACUAGCGACGCCUCCUCUUCCAGCAACAGCAAGGCCAAUCGCAGCGACGGCGGCACGACCGCGACAACUUCUGGGUCCUCCUCGUCUACGGAGCCCGCCGAAAGGCCGUCGAACAGCGGCACCCUGUUAGGGUCUCUCUCCUCCACGUUCGGGAAUUCCAGCACCCGUGCAGUUCCCAACUUCGACUUCAAGUCGUUCGCCGAUGACGCCGCGAAACUGGCGCAAAAGACCGCAGCAAACGCGGCUGCUAAGGCGCGCGAGGCUGCGCAGCUGGUGCAGGAGGAAUACCGAGCGACUUUUGAGGAGCAGCUGACAAAAAUUGUGGAUGUGAUACCAAGGAAGCUGCUUAUCAUGGAGUUUCCCGCCAAAGAGGACAACAAGCUGGAGCGGCUGGCGAACAGGCUAAACCGGAGCCACGGUUCCAAGUACUUGGUGCUCAACAUGAGCGAACACUCCUACGAUACCAAGCCGUUUCAAGGCGAAGUGAUGGACGUGCGUUUCCGUGGACUGCCCAGCCCACCGCUGGAACUGUUUUUCAAGUUGGUAAUCAGCGUGAAGCAGUGGCUUGACACCGGGAAAGAGCAUGUUGUGGUGGUACUUUGCGAUGAUAAUGCUUGCUUGUCGGCCUAAUUUCUCAUCUACGUCUUCGUUUUCUAAACCUUUUCAAUGCAGCUUUCAGACAGCACGAAGCGAAGCCCGCAGGACCAUUUGCAACGAGAGAAACGUUGUUGCGUGUAAUAAGUCAAAGAUAGGACAACGAAAACCAGUACAGGUCCACUGCUUUUCCGGUUUCACGCGGAGUGCGAUGUUUUGCGCGUGCUACUUGUACUGGUGCAGCUACUGUCAAUCAACGCAGCGGGGCUUAGAGUACACUCUGCGGCGACUAAAGGUGCCGAGCCAGAUCCUGCCCACGCAAAAGCGGUACAUGGAGUACUUCGAAACAGUUCUCACAGACGGGCAGAAAGCCGCGGACGCCCCGAAAUAUCUCACUCGCGUGCUUAUCACGGGCAUACCAAACUUUUCCAAUUCCGGAGGCGGCGCCGGAGUGGCGCAGCGCCAACAAGCGCUCGGAGCUGCGACGACGCCGGCAGGAGAUGUUGGAAAUAAAAGCAAAGCAUCGAAUGCAUCCGCCAGCGAGACUACCGAGCAGGGCAAAGUGGCACCUUUUGCAGCAGGAGAUAAUUCAGAUGCCGGUGGGAAAGGAGCGCAGCAUGAGUCCGCUUCAUCGUCAUCGACAUCGCAGGAUAAAGCCGCGGAAGAUGCACAAGCAUCCACUGCCAGCAAAAGUGACAAGGACGAAUCCAAACUUGGUGACUCGGCCUCUUCCGCAAGCGGCAGCGCGUUUUUCGGAAAAAUGAGCUCCACGUUUGAGACGUUCCGGUCCUCCUCCAAAGAGAGCGCGCCGAAGCUAUUUUCGAACUUUCAGAAAGACUUUUCCAGUACGUUCAAGAACUUGCAGAAGGAAGUUUCGACAAGCAGUGCGAAGAUCUUUCAACAGGUCACCACCGCCGCCGCAGCUUCUCCGCUGAUGACCACCGGAGGGAAUAGUUUGCAAGGAGCAGGAGGGGGAGGUUCAGAUCCCGAGACAAGCUCCACCACUUCAGCCGCGAAGGAACCGAUAUUCGUGCCCUAUCUAGGUACUUCCAUUUCAGGAAAAUGUCGUUGUCACAGUGAGUCUACCGUCGUUGUCACAUUCCGACACACGCCUACUACACUUUGUAAUACGAAAAAAAGUAAAAGAGUACGCAAAUUCUGCAGCAAAUUCAGUACAAAACUUCUGCAGAAAUCUGGCACAAGGAGAAGAUGCUGUAUUCCUCCUGGAAUUCGCUGGAUCCCGCGACAAGCCCCGCUCAGGAGUACUACACCUCAGACUCCUGUGUACCCUUCACACUCAAAGACGCGGAGAAAUUCCUUUGUCCCUCGCUAGACGGCGACGUCCUGGUGCGGGUGCGGCACUACGACAAGAAAACUAAGCAGAAAAGCUCCGCGUUUCGCCUAGGUAGACACGUAUUUCUAUCUUCUGCGCUUGGUGUUGAAUUGCAAAACACGAAUGCAUGGUAAACGUAAAGCCGGGCGCUUUGUGGCCAUCUACAGCUAUGGCACUCUGCUCUCGGUAAAGAUAAUGGUUGUAGCUAGAGCUACAUCGAUCUUCAUCUUCAUCUUCUUCUUCCGAUCAAAGCGUGUGUAAAAAAGCGAAAAUGACGUCGUUGACUAGGUUUCAACACAAACUACGUGUCGGGGAACUUUCUGCAUUUCCCGAACACGGAGCUAGACACCGCAACGAUGGAAUUUCCGCGGGACGGCUUUGUCGACCUCUUCUUCGAGGAGGACGGCGCCAAGAAAAAAACCAAGGAGACUCUGUCACAGGAGGCCGAAGUGUUCCAGCGCGCCCGGCAGCUCUUUGAGGAGAUCAAGGCCGAGGAAACGGAGAGGCUAAGACAGCAGGUUUUGCUGGAAAAGGAAAACAAAAACAUCAAGGGCCGGAUUUCGGCGCACCUCGCUGGUACGUGCUGUGUUUGGACUGAAGAUGAAAUGGGUAUCUAUGAAAUGUGGGAACGAACAAGACUUGCGAUUGCCGUCGUGACGACUUAGCACACAAACUAGAGUGUCAGAAGAAUAGAAAGUAGGAAAUUCAAAAUCAAAGCAAAAACUGCAAACAAAUUAAAAACAGGUGAUCACAGCAGCGACGCCGGCUCGGUCGAGGAGCGCAUGCAAACAGAGGAGGAGUUCGACCGGCUACAGCGACAGCUGCUCGAGGAUGCCGAACUGGAGCAAGGUGCUGGUGGUGAAGCCUCUCCCACGAUCCAGAACUUGGAUACGACUGAUAUGUACGAGAUGAGCUGGGCGCAGCCGGGCGCGAAAGGCCAGAAGGGCGACGAGAGCCGCGGUGGGAAAAAAGAAGAGGCGAAAUCUGUAGCAGGAGGUGGAGUGACCGAAAAUCCAGCUGCUAGCAGUACAACCACCCCCACUUCAGCCACUGCAAGUGGAUCCGCGGCGGGAAACGUUCAGGCGUUCGAUAUGACGACGCCCAAGAGUGCGACGUCAACUCCGGAAAAGAGUGCAGAAGAAAAAACCGCGCCACCACCACCGCCGCCGCCCCCCGCGGUUGUCGCAGUAGAGGCGCCCGCGGAUGAAGUAGCACCACCUGCAGCGACAAGUAAAGUAGCCUCGUCACCAGGGGCAGGGGACGAGGACUUGCUCGACAGCUUGAUGCAAGACACCACCAGCGCGCCCAGCCCCGAAACUGCCAGCGCGGAAAAGAAAACCGCAAGUGCAAACGACGAGCUAGACGACUUGCUUACGCUCAUGUAGUGAAACAAGAAAUCUUGCAUAGCAAUAGCAUACUACUAUAACUUUAUAAGGCGCAUACGAGUACGGGAUACGAUAGGAGCAAUUCCGUGCUGGUAAGAAAAGAAAUGAUGAGGGAUGCAGAU